AUGGAGCUCGGAGCGCUCGGGCUGCUCUGCCUCUGCCUCUGCCUGGCCGGCGUCCUCCUGGCCCCGGGCUGCCGGGGGGCGCAGGGCAGGUUCGCCUACAAGCUGCUCCACGACCUCUUCGCCAACUACUCGAGCGCCCUGCGCCCCGUGGAGGACACGGACCGGGCGCUCAACGUCACCCUGCAAGUCACCCUCUCCCAGAUCAUCGACAUGGACGAGAGGAACCAGGUCCUCACCUCAUACCUGUGGGUGCGCCAGGCCUGGCUGGACGCCCACCUGACCUGGGACAAGAAUGACUACGGCGGCAUCGACAGCAUCCGCAUCCCCAGCAGCUACGUCUGGCGGCCAGACAUCAUCCUCUACAACAACGCCGAUGAGCACUUCGGGGGCUCCAUGGAGACCAACGUGGUGCUGCGCUCGGACGGGCACAUCAUGUGGGACUCGCCCGCCAUCACCAAGAGCUCCUGCAAGGUGGACGUGUCCUACUUCCCCUUCGACGGGCAGCGCUGCCGCCUCACCUUCGGCUCCUGGACCUACAACGGCAACCAGAUAGACCUCCGCAACCGGCUGGACAGCGGGGACCUGACGGACUUCGUGGAGAACGUGGAGUGGGAGGUGCUGGGCAUGCCGGCCACGCGGAACGUCAUCACCUACGGCUGCUGCUCCGAGCCCUACCCCGACAUCACCUACACGCUGCUCCUGCGCCGCCGCGCCUCCUUCUACAUCUUCAACCUGCUCCUGCCCUGCAUCCUGGUCUCCUUCCUGGCGCCCCUCGGCUUCUACCUGCCCGCCGACUCGGGGGAGAAGGUGUCGUUGGGGGUGACGGUGCUGCUGGCCCUCACCGUGUUCCAGCUGCUGGUGGCGGAGAGCAUGCCGCCCUCGGAGAGCGUCCCGCUCAUCGGGAAGUACUACAUCGCCACCAUGACCAUGAUCACAGCCUCCACUGCACUGACCAUCUUCAUCAUGAACGUCCACCACUGCGGGCCGGGGGCCCGGCCCGUGCCCCCCUGGGCACGGCAGCUCAUCCUCCACCACAUGGCCCGGCUCUGCUGCGUCUACGAGGUGGGCGAGAGCUGCAAGAGUGCCCAGCGGAUGCUGGGCAGGCAGGGGAGCAGGGGGGAUGCUGGGGGGCCGUGGGAGAGCCCCGGGGAGGGGGAGGUGGGCUCCGAGGCCGGGGUCUGCCCCUGGGACCACUGCCUGUGCCACCACGACGCCCUGCUGAGGAACGUCGGCUACAUCGCCGGCUGCUUCCGGCGCCACCGCGCCAACCAGCGCCGCACCGGGGAGUGGAAGAAGGUGGCCAAGGUGAUGGACCGCUUCUUCAUGUGGAUCUUCUUCCUCAUGGUUUUCCUCAUGAGUGUGCUGGUCCUGGGCAAUGCUGCCUGACGGCCCUGGGGACCCACCACCCCCAG
Messenger RNA from Myiozetetes cayanensis, 1412 nucleotides. RefSeq names its product cholinergic receptor nicotinic alpha 10 subunit (gene CHRNA10). The record is from RefSeq and is a predicted model, not a curated record. Gene Ontology annotation, cellular component: postsynaptic membrane; neuron projection; synapse. Bases 1 to 1386 code for a protein of 461 amino acids. Gene Ontology annotation, molecular function: transmembrane signaling receptor activity; acetylcholine-gated monoatomic cation-selective channel activity. The transcript has 5 exons. Lineage: Eukaryota; Metazoa; Chordata; Aves; Passeriformes; Tyrannidae. Gene Ontology annotation, biological process: nervous system process; regulation of membrane potential; signal transduction.